Molecule: messenger RNA, 2501 nt
Organism: Suricata suricatta (meerkat)
Lineage: Eukaryota; Metazoa; Chordata; Mammalia; Carnivora; Herpestidae
Gene: GAD2
Product: glutamate decarboxylase 2
Exons: 16
Coding region: 567-2324 (585 amino acids)
Biological process (GO): GABA shunt
Cellular component (GO): cytoplasm
Molecular function (GO): pyridoxal phosphate binding; glutamate decarboxylase activity
Source: RefSeq, a predicted model, not a curated record
GGCCACCCUCUCCGCGUCGCGGAAGCCCGCGCGCGGCCGGCGGCGUCAGCACUCUGGACAGCGCCCCCGGGCCGGCUGGGGUCCCCUGCCAGCCCCUGCCUCGCGCUGCCCCGAAGCUCGCCCGCACGCCCCCCACCCACAAGCUCCGACUGGAGCUCGGGCGCGCUGUCUGUCUCGCACCCUCCCUCUCCCAUUUUUUCCCUCCGCCGCCCCCUCAUCCAUCCUGAUUGGACUCCUUCUCCUUCAAAAGCAGCCGGGUGCUCGGCGCUUUCCCAUACCCUGGCUGCGCGGACCCUUCGGUCUCCUUCCCUAUUUCGACCUCAGUUUUCAGAGAGUUGCCACGUCUCUAAACCCUGAUGCCAACACACACACGCACACACGCGCAGACACGCACGUUUCCUGUCCCAGUGUGACACCCACCCUCUGCCGCACGGCUGCGCGGGUCCCCGUGCGGUGCCCUCCUCCCGCCACACUCCACACGCGAGCGCGCGCGCGCAGGACCGAGCAGAGGGCAGCUCGCUGAUAGUCCGCACUCGGAGGCGACUUGCUCCAGGCUCACAGCGCAGAUGGCAACUCCGGGCUCCGGCUUUUGGUCCUUCGGGUCUGAAGAUGGCUCCGGGGAUCCCGAGAACCCCGGCACAGCGAGAGCCUGGUGUCAGGUGGCCCAGAAGUUCACGGGCGGCAUCGGAAACAAGCUGUGCGCCCUGCUCUACGGAGAUUCAGAGAAGCCGGCGGCGAGUAGCGGGAGCGAGCCCCCGCGGGCCACCUCCCGGAAGGCCACCUGCGCCUGUGACCAGAAGCCUUGCAGCUGCCCCAAAGCGGAUGUCAACUAUGCGUUUCUACACGCAACAGACCUGCUGCCAGCAAGUGAUGGAGAAAGGCCCACUCUGGCGUUUCUGCAAGAUGUUAUGGGCAUUUUGCUUCAGUAUGUGGUGAAAAGUUUCGACAGAUCAACCAAAGUGAUUGAUUUCCAUUACCCUAAUGAGCUCCUUCAAGAGUAUAACUGGGAAUUGGGAGACCAACCACAAAAUUUGGAGGAAAUUUUGAUGCAUUGCCAAACGACUCUAAAAUAUGCAAUUAAAACAGGGCAUCCCAGAUAUUUCAAUCAACUUUCCACGGGACUGGAUAUGGUUGGAUUAGCAGCAGACUGGCUGACAUCAACUGCAAACACUAAUAUGUUCACCUAUGAAAUUGCUCCAGUAUUUGUGCUCUUGGAAUAUGUCACACUAAAAAAAAUGAGAGAAAUCAUUGGCUGGCCUGGGGGCUCUGGUGAUGGGAUAUUUUCUCCUGGUGGAGCUAUUUCUAACAUGUACGCCAUGCUGAUCGCACGCUUUAAGAUGUUCCCAGAAGUCAAGGAGAAAGGAAUGGCUGCUGUUCCCAGGCUCAUUGCCUUCACAUCUGAACACAGUCAUUUUUCUCUGAAGAAGGGGGCUGCAGCUCUGGGGAUUGGAACAGACAGCGUGAUCCUGAUUAAAUGCGAUGAGAGAGGGAAAAUGAUCCCAGCUGAUCUUGAAAGAAGGAUCCUUGAAGCCAAACAAAAAGGAUUUGUUCCUUUCCUCGUGAGCGCCACAGCUGGGACCACCGUGUACGGAGCAUUUGACCCCCUCUUGGCGGUCGCUGACCUUUGCAAAAAGUACAAGAUCUGGAUGCAUGUGGAUGCAGCUUGGGGAGGGGGAUUACUGAUGUCCCGAAAACACAAGUGGAAACUGAGCGGUGUGGAAAGGGCCAACUCUGUGACAUGGAACCCACACAAGAUGAUGGGCGUCCCUUUACAGUGCUCCGCUCUCCUGGUUAGAGAAGAGGGGUUGAUGCAGAGUUGCAACCAGAUGCACGCUUCCUACCUCUUCCAGCAAGAUAAACACUACGACCUGUCCUAUGACACUGGAGACAAGGCCUUGCAGUGCGGACGCCAUGUCGAUGUUUUUAAAUUAUGGCUGAUGUGGAGGGCAAAGGGCACCACUGGGUUUGAAGCACAUAUUGAUAAGUGCUUGGAGCUGGCAGAAUAUCUAUACAACAUCAUAAAAAACCGUGAAGGAUAUGAAAUGGUGUUUGACGGAAAGCCUCAGCACACCAAUGUCUGCUUCUGGUACGUGCCUCCAAGUUUGCGUGUCCUGGAAGACAAUGAAGAGAGAAUGAGCCGCCUCUCAAAGGUGGCCCCAGUGAUUAAGGCCAGAAUGAUGGAGUAUGGGACCACAAUGGUCAGCUACCAGCCCUUGGGAGACAAGGUCAAUUUCUUCCGCAUGGUCAUCUCAAAUCCCGCAGCAACUCACCAAGACAUUGACUUCCUGAUUGAAGAAAUCGAACGCCUUGGACAAGAUUUAUAAUAAUGUAGCUCACUGAGCUAUUUAAGUUCCCUAGGUAGACAAGUAAGUUGUCACAAACUGUGUGAAUGUAUUUGUAGUUUGUUCCAAAGUAAACCUAUUUCUCUAUUGUGGUGUCAAUGUAGAGUACAGUUUAAAAAUCAAAAAACGAAAAAAAAAAAAACACACCAAAAAAACAUU